CUGAAAUUCAUUUCUUCGCAAAAAAAUCCCUAUUUUCUGUAUCCGCAAUCCCUAAAAAUUCCCUAGCUUUGCGUUUGGAUGUUCCUGACUCACAGCUGACAGACAAAAUUUUCAUCAUUUAUUCCUGCUGAAAAUAUCUCUGCAACAUUUGCUUGCGGUCCAUUGGUAAUUACUGCAUUUCUCCCGGGUUAAUUUCGGAAACCCGCAAAAAUGUCGGGUGGGCCGGAAUCCGACCGGUUCACAUCGACGCCGCAUUCUCAGCCUCAGCUGGAUCAGCAAAUUCGCAUGCCCUUCUCCGGAGACGAUAGCUACAGACCUGCGACCGCCCCGCCGUUCCAGGCAGUGGCUAAGGAGGGGGUGAAUUUGAACUCAGGUGAGCAGAAACGGAGGAGGGGCCGGCCAAGGAAAUAUGGGACAGAUGGCAGCAUGGCCAUGGUGAUGGCUCCUGGGCCUGGGACGCAGACGGAGAAUUUAUCACCGGCCCCUUCAACGGAAGUGGCUGUUGGAUCGGCCAAGAAGCCAAGGGGAAGGCCCCCUGGUUCCACCAACAAGAAAAAGCAAAUUGAAGCUAUAGCAGGUUCAAACGGAAUUGGAUUUAUACCUCAUGUAAUCAACGUGGCAGCUGGAGAGGAUGUGUCUUCGAAAGUUGUGGCGUUUUCUCAAAAUGGUCCAAGGGCUGUCUGUAUCCUAUCUGCAACUGGUAAAAUAUCAAACGUGACACUCAGCCUAACUGAUGCAUCUGGUGGAACUGCAACUUACGAGGGGCGAUUUGACAUCUUGUCCCUGUCGGGCUCAUUUAUGGUAUCGGAUGCUGGUGAUCACAAAAGAAGAACCGGUGGGUUAAGCACAACAUUAGCUGGAACUGAAGGAAGGGUGUUUGGUGGUUGCGUGUCUGGUUUGUUAGUUGCACAUUCUCCUGUCCAGGUCAUAGUUGGAAGCUUUCUAGCAGAUGAUCGGAAAGAGCCAAAAUCAGCAAGCCAUAUGGAGCCUUUAUCUGGUCCUCCGAAAGUGAACAUGGGGGGUACGAUCAGCUCGCCAUCACAAGGGACAUUCAGCGAGUCCUCCGGUGGGGCCGCCAGCCCUCACAAUCUGAGCUCCGGUGCUUGCAACAACCAGCCCCAUGCUAUGUCUGGCAUGCCGUGGAAAUGAUCUUGUCUGCAUAAUUUCUGUUUGUCAUCUUAUAACCGUAGCUGUGUAUGUCUUGUUGAAUUCUAGUAUGGUAUGAAUGCACCCAGUAGAAUUAGCUUCUUCCUUGGCUGAGUUGUAGUUUCUUCUUUACCAUGCUUUCUGCUAAUAGUUAACCACCAAAUAUCUGAUUCUCCCUGCUUCA
Messenger RNA from Salvia splendens (bonfire salvia), 1330 nucleotides. Its product is annotated as AT-hook motif nuclear-localized protein 10. The transcript is spliced from 6 exons. Gene Ontology annotation, molecular function: minor groove of adenine-thymine-rich DNA binding. The record is from RefSeq and is a predicted model, not a curated record. The coding region runs from base 211 to 1149 and encodes 312 amino acids. NCBI's taxonomy places the organism in Eukaryota, Viridiplantae, Streptophyta, Magnoliopsida, Lamiales, Lamiaceae.